Messenger RNA from Carica papaya (papaya), 756 nucleotides. The record is from RefSeq and is a predicted model, not a curated record. NCBI's taxonomy places the organism in Eukaryota, Viridiplantae, Streptophyta, Magnoliopsida, Brassicales, Caricaceae.
AUGGUGGUUUCUUGGUUGUUGAAUGCUGUCACCAAGGAGAUAGCUGACAGUUUGUUAUAUCAUGAAAGUGCACAAUCCAUCUGGACCGAUUUACAACUCCGUUAUCAGCAAAGUAAUGCACCCCGUAUUUAUCAACUGAAGCAGAGCAUGAACAAGCUUACUCAAGGAUCACUCAGCAUCAACACAUACUACACACGAAUGAAAACAAUCUGGGAUGAACUCAAAACCUUCCAACCAGCUCCAAGCUGUCACUGCGGAAACAUGAAGGCGUGGAACGAUUAUCAGGAACAAGAGUUUAUAAUGACUUUCUUAAUGGGAUUAAAUCCUUCCUAUGCUGCUGUUAGAGCCCAAAUUUUGAUGAUGGAAUGCUCUCCAUCCAUUUUGAAAGUCUUCUCGCUGGUGGUGCAGGAGGAACGACACCGUGCAAUCGGGCUCGACUCACAUGCAGAAACAGGUCACGGUUCCGCACCCUCUGUUGCCCUAACUCAAGGAAGAAGGAGACCCAUCUGUUCACACUGUGGGCUUGUGGGCCACACUGUGGACAGAUGUUAUCGCCUACAUGGAUACCCACCGGGCCUCAAGCCCAAGCCCAAAACAUGUUUUAAUGAUGAAACUGUUCAGGCCCAAAAACAGACCCACAAUGCUCCAGCUGUCUUUGAUGAGGGGUCUGCCCAAACACGGGCCCAAGCCCGUAACCCACCAGCUAUCUCUCGGGCCACUCAUGGAACCAAUUUUUUCAACCCGCCUGGCCCUUAA